UGCAGCUCCCCCCUCCCGGGCCUGAGGAGCCGGGACAUGUGCUGCCGGGGACUGGGAAAAGGCUGGGGCUUCACCGACUGCGUCCUCUGUCCACAAACAGGUACACAAGGCAGCGUUUACCUCCUAAAUUGCAGCUCCCCCCUCCCGGGCCUGAGGAGCCGGGACAUGUGCUGCCGGGGACUAGGAAAAGGCUGGGGCUUCACCGACUGCGUCCUCUGUCCACAAACAGCCCACAGCGUGAUUUCGGAGGAGAAGGGCCAGUGCUACCGGGUCCUGGAGGCGGGCCAGGGCCCGUCCUCCUGCUCCAUGCCCAUCCCCAGAAACAUCACCCGCCAGAUCUGCUGCUGCAGCCGCGUGGGCAAAGCCUGGGGGGCCCACUGCCAGCGCUGCCCCUACUUCGGCUCAGGUGGGUACUCCGGUUCCCCCCUGUUCUCAACGUUCAGGACCGAUGCCCGGGGCCUAACGCCUGUCUCCUCUCCAGUGGCCUUUAAGGAGAUCUGCCCGGCCGGUCCUGGUUACCACUACACGGCCUCCACCCUGCAGUUCAGCCAGAGGGUCCCCGAGCAGCCGGACAGCAAAGGUACCCCGACUUAUGAGGGCCAGAAGGUUCUGGGUCCAGGUCCCGGGUCCAGUGAGGGGGGACCUCCCAGGACCUCCGGAACCACCUCAGCCGGUCCCGCCGGUACCAGACCCGGACCCCCACAGAGCAGAACCCCCACCCACCAGAACCGGCCCGACGUGGACGAGUGUGCGCGGUCUCCAGGUGUGUGUUCGGUCGGGGAGUGUGUGAACACACCUGGCAGCUACAGGUGUGUGUGUCCACCCGGGUUCACGAGCAACAGCCAGCAGAACGGUUGCCACGACGUGGAUGAGUGUCAGCAGGAGCCCUGCUCAGACGGUCGCUGUGACAACACGCCGGGCAGCUUCAGGUGUGUCUGUCGCCAUGGUUACAAGCUGGUUGGCAACACCUGCACAGGUGUAUCUCUGGUAUAUCUGACAGAUGUGGACGAGUGUGUGGACCCUCUGCGCUGUCCCGGUCAGGAGUGCCUGAACACGGCCGGAUCCUUCCGCUGCGCGUCCUGUCGCCCGGGUUACGGGCUGCUGCACGGCCUCUGCACAGGUGGGUCCGCCAGAGGUCAGCCAGAGCUGACCUCUGGCGGACCCACCUGUGCAGAGGCCGUGCAGCAGCCCGUAACCCGGGCGACAGGACGCGCAGCGGAAGGAUCCGGCCGUGUUCAGGCACUCCUGACCGGGACAGCGCAGAGGGUCCACACACUCGUCCACAUCUGUCAGAUAUACCAGAGAUACACCUGA
Molecule: messenger RNA, 1314 nt
Organism: Menidia menidia (Atlantic silverside)
Lineage: Eukaryota; Metazoa; Chordata; Actinopteri; Atheriniformes; Atherinopsidae
Source: the annotation of a GenBank genome assembly